GAGCCAUCUCAAUAAACAUCUUUCUCAACACCACUCCACUCCUACUCCUACUUGAAAUAUAUAUACACACACACACAUACAUAUAUAUACAUACAUUAGUGGACUUAGUCCCCCGACCACCAAAUCGCCGGAAAACUUGACCAUGUUUCAAGCAAACAUGUUCGAAGCAGAAUGAAAAGCAAUCAUUUUUAUCCAUCAUUGCAUCAUGUCAGUAACAUACUCUGACUGUUUCUCCGAUUUACUUUGCGGCGAGGAUUCCGGCAUAUUGUCCGGCGAAGACCAACCGGAGAGUUCAUAUGAAUCUGAAAAUAAUUAUUAUUGUCCCGAUUUCGAUGAUUCUAUCGCUGAGUUUAUAGAACAAGAACGUAAGUUUGUUCCUGGGAUUGAUUAUGUUGAAAGAUUUCAGUCUCAUGUUCUUGAUGCUUCCGCUAGAGAAGAAUCUGUUGCAUGGAUCCUAAAGGUACAACGGUUUUAUGGUUUUCAGCCGUUGACGGCGUAUCUUGCAGUUAACUACCUCGAUCGAUUCAUCUACUGUCGUGGAUUUCCGGUGGCAAAUGGGUGGCCUUUGCAACUAUUAUCCGUGGCUUGUCUGUCUUUGGCUGCUAAAAUGGAAGAACCCCUUGUUCCUUCUAUUGUGGAUCUUCAGGUUGAAGGUGCAAAGUAUAUUUUCGAGCCAAGAACAAUCCGAAGAAUGGAGUUUCUGGUGUUAAGUGUUUUGGAUUGGAGGCUACGAUCCGUUACGCCUUUUAGCUUCAUCGGAUUUUUUGCUCACAAAAUCGAUUCAACAGGGACUUAUACCGGCUUCCUUAUCUCAAGGGCCACACAAAUCAUUCUAUCAAAUAUUCAAGAAGCUAGUUUACUUGAGUAUUGGCCAUCAUGCAUUGCUGCUGCAACUAUACUUUGUGCAGCAAGUGAUCUUUCUAAUUUCUCACUUAUCAAUGCUGAACAUGCCGAAUCAUGGUGUGAUGGCCUUAGCAAAGAGAAGAUCUCGAAAUGUUAUAGUCUAGUCCAAGGAGUGAGUCCAUUAGAAAGAUCAAAAACACAUAUACGAGUCAUGACUCGCAUGAGUACUGGAUCAGGUGACUCAUCAUCUUCAUCUUCAUCGCCAUCCUCAUCAUCUUAUAAAAGAAGGAAAUUAAAUAAUUCCUCGUGGGUAGAUGAUGACAAGAGAUCAAGCUCUAGUUAAAAGAGCUAGACUAUAAUAAUAAGCUAAAUAAAUAAAAUUGGGCUAGGAUGGGGAAAAAGAAAAAAAAAAAGUGGUUUGGUUUGGCUUCAUUCCAAGUGCUCCAAGAUUCCUAAUUAUAUUUUCAAGAGGGAUCAACAAAUAUAUAUUCUUAAAAAAAAUACUUAACUAAGAGUGAUUUUAUUAAUUUAUUUUAGUAGGUGGGCAAAUGUCAUAAAUCAUGAAUAUGGCUUUUUUGCUUAUUCCCUAGGGAAAGGGGAGUUUGGUACAUAGUAUUUUGGUGUGUGAGAAAUUAAAAAAAAAAAAGACUGUUUAUUACAAAGUGGGAGAGCCAGCCGUUGGUGUGAAAGUUAAGUGGGAAGUGUGAUUGAUGAAUUCAAAGGUGGCAUUCAUUGUUAAAUGCAUCAAAAUGAGGGGAGGAGCGUAUGUGGGUCCCUUUUUAAAUAAAGUUUGAUAUAUAUGUGUAUAUAUUAUAUCAUCUUAGAUAUCUACUUAUCUAGAAGUUUAAUUUAGAAGUGUGUUUGGACUUUGGAAACAACAAAAGUUUGUUAAGACAGUACCUAUGUGAUUAUCUACGAGCUAUAUAUGUUUGAAGAGUGAUCAAGAAAGAUCGAUCGACCAUGGUACUAAAUCUUGUAAGACAUGAAGAUCGCGAUGAAAUUCGUCGUAUUGUAUGAAGAGUUUGUGAUCGAUUCGAGCCAGAAAUGUAUAGUGGUGGAAAAAGUUAUAAAGAUUGAAGCUAAAAUAAAGGUCAAAAAGAGGAGAUAAACAAUCAACCAUGGAAGGCUCCCCAUUUUUUUUUAUCUUGAGAUUUAAUUUAAUUUAAUUUUUGCAUAAAAAAAAAUAUAGAGAGAUUUGAUUUUUGAGAGUGGUUUUGAGAGGACACAUACUUUGAGUGGUAAGAAUGUCUUCUCACACGUGUGCAUGUGUGGUUUUUUUUUUGGCGGGAAAUAUUUGGACAUCUUUCCAACGUUAUUAGUCCCUAAUUAACUUACAAAAUAGGGACAAUUUUCUUUUCUUACUUUUGUUAGGAGUGAUAUUCACACGUGUGAUGGUGACACGUGUUUUUUUUUAAAAUGUAAAAGGGGGUAAAAAUAUCCCUUUCUAAUGGUCUGAUUUUGGCCUAACCAUACCAAAGGUCUUUGGGGCCUUGUCUUUAGAUUUUUUAAUUUUUUUUGGUUUUUUUAAGCGUGUUUGUAUUGGUCAUGUGGAAUAUUCACGAAAUUAUAUAAUUUCAACAUGUUCCCUCUUUUCUGUA
Molecule: messenger RNA, 2441 nt
Organism: Erigeron canadensis
Lineage: Eukaryota; Viridiplantae; Streptophyta; Magnoliopsida; Asterales; Asteraceae
Product: cyclin-D1-1
Exons: 6
Coding region: 206-1186 (326 amino acids)
Biological process (GO): mitotic cell cycle phase transition; regulation of cyclin-dependent protein serine/threonine kinase activity
Cellular component (GO): cyclin-dependent protein kinase holoenzyme complex; cytoplasm; nucleus
Molecular function (GO): cyclin-dependent protein serine/threonine kinase regulator activity
Source: RefSeq, a predicted model, not a curated record